Messenger RNA from Nymphalis io (European peacock), 4225 nucleotides. It is a transcript of the gene Treh-2, whose product is annotated as trehalase-like. The transcript has 15 exons. The record is from RefSeq and is a predicted model, not a curated record. NCBI's taxonomy places the organism in Eukaryota, Metazoa, Arthropoda, Insecta, Lepidoptera, Nymphalidae. Bases 336 to 2252 code for a protein of 638 amino acids. Gene Ontology annotation, molecular function: alpha,alpha-trehalase activity. Gene Ontology annotation, biological process: trehalose catabolic process.
GAUUUGCGAUAGAGACGGACGUGUUAACGAUCGAGACUCGAAACUUGUCGUAAAUUGUAAAUUGUGAGCUAGUGUCGUGUUGGGAUUAACUCGUACAUAUUUCUCGAAUCCGGCACAAAUGUGCGCCUAACGAAGCCUACCAACCACGAAAAUACCGCCCAGAAUGACCUACCUACCCUUCAGAAGCAAGCCCUUCAAAAUCCUUUGCAAUUACCUAAACACGUAAACACGUAAUAAACCAAAGUGACACAAAACUAUUAAUUAUAAUACAAUAGUUCCUUUAUUUAUUCAAAUAUAGUUAUAUUAGUUCUAAGUAGCUAAGUGCCAUAUUGACAAUGAUUGUGUUAAGUGUACUCUUAGUUAUGUUGAAAGUGGUGGCGGGGGAUAGGAGUCACUUGCCCCCUACGUGUGAGAGUACGAUAUUCUGUCAUGGCCCCCUUCUAGACACGGUCCAGAUGGCCGGCCUGUACAAAGACUCCAAGACUUUUGUAGACAUGAAGAUGAAGCUAUCACCCAACAUCACAUUGGAACACUUCAACCAGAUGAUGACCAGGACAGGUUCAAGGCCAACGAAGGCUGACGUCCAGGAGUUUAUUAAUCAAAAUUUCGACCCUGAAGGUUCUGAAUUCGAAGAAUGGCGACCGACGGAUUGGAAAGAGAAUCCCGCAUUUCUUCAACGGAUCAAGGACCCUCUCUUCCACCAAUGGGCAUCAGACUUAAACAGGCUUUGGUUACAACUCGGCAGAAAGAUGAAGGAUGAGGUCAAACAGAACCAAGAACUGUACUCUAUUAUAUAUGUAGAUAAUCCUGUGAUUGUGCCCGGUGGUCGAUUCCGUGAAUUCUACUACUGGGAUUCGUAUUGGAUCAUCAAGGGCCUCUUGUUAUCAGAAAUGCGCACCACAGCUAGAGGGAUGGUCGUUAACUUUUUGAACAUAGUUGACCGAUUCGGCUUCAUACCCAAUGGAGGAAGAAUUUAUUAUUUAAUGAGAUCUCAACCACCUCUCCUAAUUCCCAUGGUGAAAUUAAUAAUGGAUGAUUUUGGUGAUAUUGACUUUUUGAGACAACACAUUGAAACAUUGGACCGCGAAUACGACUUCUGGGUGAAGAACCAUACCAUUGAUGUGGAUUACGAUGGACAGAAAUACAGACUAUUAAGAUACACUGACCAGUCCCAGGGACCAAGACCUGAGAGUUACAAAGAAGAUAUUGACUGUGCUAAACAUUUCGACACAGAAGUCAAAAAGGAAGAAUUAUAUGCAGAGUUAAAAGCAGCCGCUGAAUCUGGGUGGGACUUUUCGUCCAGAUGGUUCAUCCUUAAUGGCACCAACAAAGGAAAUCUGACAAAUCUUAAAACAAGGUCAAUUAUUCCCGUCGACCUAAACGCAAUAUUGUGCUGGAACGCUCAACUGAUGGCUGAAUUCCAUGAGAAAUUGAAGAAUUUCGACAAGGCUCAGUAUUAUAGGGAUGUGCAUGCUAGACUAAUGGAAGCUAUUGAAAAGGUUCUUUGGCACGAAGACGUUGGCGCCUGGUUAGAUUUCAGUCUCGAGUCAGGUAGACGAAGAGACUACUUCUACCCAUCAAACAUCGCUCCGCUGUGGACCGGAAGUUACGACAAAGCAAGAAAGGACUACUAUGUGAAUCGAGUCAUUAAUUAUUUGGACAAAGUAAAGGUGGACAUCUUCGAGGGCGGCAUCCCCACCACGUUCGAGCACUCGGGCGAGCAGUGGGACUACCCCAACGCGUGGCCGCCGCUGCAGGACAUGGUGGUGUCGGGGCUGGCGCAGUCGGGCGUGGCGCUGGCCGCGCGCGCCGCCGCGCACCUCGCCGCCAAGUGGGUGCGCUCCAACUACGAGGUGUGGCGCCAGAAGACGGCCAUGCUGGAGAAGUACGACGCGACAAUAUUCGGCGGUACCGGAGGUGGUGGGGAGUACGUUGUGCAAACCGGCUUUGGCUGGACCAAUGGCGUUAUAAUGGCCCUUCUCGACCAAUACGGAGACACGUUAUCUGUAGCGGAGGCGUUCGGUGAGGAGAGCGAGGAGGUGCGCGGCGCGGCGAUGGGCACGGGGGGCGUGGCCACCGCGCUGCUCGUGGUCGCCGCCUCGCUGGCCGCGGGGACGCUGGGGCUUAUCAUGUACAGAAAGCGUCGAGAUUACGCACCUCUAAUCAACGGCGAUGAUGUAAAACUCCUAGGACGGAGACCGUAUACGGAACUCAGAAGUAUGAACGGAGCAUCAAACCCAAGACAACGGUGAAUGCAAACUACCUCCCCUUACUAGAGAUGAAGAAUUGAAAAUGAAAUCAACGAAAUGAAUCUAACCGCUUUCGUUUAAUUACGUCAUGUGAUUGCAUAGUAUUUCUAUAUGCAACAAAACAUUAAGCAUUGCUCAUAAACCAAUUGUAACAGCUCACUAAAAGUAUACUAACUCGACGACGCGACUUACUUUCGCGUUUGACAAUAAGAAACAAAUAGUAGGGGAUAUUUAGUCAUUAUUGUUCAACUGUAUUUUUUUUUUAAAGUUGGAACAUUGGAGUUUGUGUACCAGUUCUAUUAUGUGCUGUGAAUUGAAACUCUUGUAUAUAUAUAGACAGUAGAUAAGUAUCCUUGCUUGUAUAUUAUAGGGUUUAGAUUUGUUUAAUUUAUAACUUGACCAUAACAUAUUUUUGUCAACAAUCUUACUUUUUUUUUACAUCUACCGAAGACAAGGAUGUAUAGUGCAGAACUUUUGCUAUUCUCAAAUUUUAAAAAUGUAAUAUUUUACAGAUUAUAUAAAAUGUCGCGUGCUGCAUAUUUUAUAAAAAUAACAAUGUUAUAAAUUUAGCUAAAUUUACAUUUAAUUUUGGUCAAGUUUCUUUGUAUAUGGGUUCAAUUGUUUGCCCAUUUAAAAAUCAAAUUAAUUUUGGCCUCUCAAACUAAACAAAAUAAAUCGUCAAAGUAGAUCAAUAGUUGUUGUAUUUAUAUCGAUUUGAAAUCACAUUUUCAAUUAUAUAUCAUCAACUAUAACAAAUUUAUUUAUUUAAAUAAAAUUACAGUUAUAUUUAUAAAAAAAAACACAAAGCUACUCAAUUUUAACUUUUAUAUUAAGUAUUUAUUUCAUUGUGAUUUUUUUAAUAUACGCCCUUAUAAAUUGUUUAGUUGAACAUUAAUUUCUCUCUUUCUGUCAUUAUUAAUUUGACAUUCGAAAGAAGAAGACAGCAUUGUUUAAAACGAAACAUUCGCUAAAAAACGUUUAUAAGGCCGAUAGCCAUCAAUUAAUGUUACAAAGAGUAAAUUCAGCCUUACUAUUACUUGUUAAGCAUUCUUUGUGACACAACUUUUAUCAAUAUAAAUUAUUUAUUUAUAUUUGAGAACGAUUCUUUAAAUAAUGACAAUUAGUUUAUGAUUAAAGUCUUCCCAAAGAUAUAUAGAAUGGACUUGAAGAGAGUUAGGGCCUUACAAAAAACGACAACUCUAUAGGGACAUUGUGAUUGUGAUCCAUGCACGACUCCUUUAGGCUUAUUAUAAUAUAAACGUGGUAUAGGUUCGUACCAGCUUGAUAUGUACCACCCACUCAUUUACUCUACCGCCAAACACCCACUGAUUCUACUAAAGAUCUUUCAAUCAAUGUACACUGCAUUUUACGCUGUUUUCUGUUAUAUCCAAGUUUAAUUCGAAGUACGUAGUAGUAAGUAAGGGUGUUAACAUCGGAAUCCCAUGGCAUGGUGUAUAUUUUUAUAAUAACAACCAAUAUCAAUGGUGACAGGUUAACUGACUUGACGGAAGGCUUAUUUGUCUGUAUACAUCAGUCAGAUAUUACACAAUUCGACAUUCUGAAAAGAGACCACAAUCGCUAUGCCCUUACACUUUUCGUAUUCAUUUCGCAGUUGAAUUCUCUAAGUCCGUUCAUUCUAAACCUUCCUCGUCAAGUAAAACUUAGACGAAGUCCUUAUAACAAUAGUAGAUUGUGUUAAAUUUAGGUAUAAAUAAAAGAGUAUUAUUAGAUUAGUGGGUAAUUUUAGUUUUAAGUAGACAAUUAUUAUAUUUUUUUAAAUGUCGUGUAAAUAGUAUUUUGUUUUUUUUUUUUUUGUUGUAUUUUUGCUUGCAUUUAAAGAAAGUGUGAUUUCAAAUCGAACAUUUAAAAAAAAUGACAUUAAGACACGUCACGUUAAAAUCUUAAACAGAUAAAAAAUGAAAGAUAAAGCUAGUUUAAUAGUGAUAGUGAAUUUAUUUAUAUAAUGCAAUCUGAUA